AUGACAGAUAAAAUGAACUCACACAAAGGCAAGAAGGAACUCACAGAAGACAGCCUGGGAGAUGGGAAGCACAGCCGGAAAAAGCGAGAGCGACUAUUUAGAAAGAGAUUUUCUAGACUGAGCCUCUUCUCUGGGUCUCCUAAGAAUAACCUCCCUCAGGGAAGAAGUCAGCUAUUUGAAGACAAGAGGAGAUGUUUACACAGGAAAGGUUCCAAAAAGCUGAAGCCUGUGCAGGAGGAAGUGUGUUCUUUAAGGAAGCCACACUCCGGGAAAAUGUGUCCAAAAUGCGAAAUCCUGGUCUGCCGGAAAUGCGAGACACUGCAUUCCCAAAGCAGCUUCAUUGCCCACAGCCUGCUGGAUCACUACGACAGAGGAGGAGACACCAGCUCUCAUACGUUGAUCGCAGAAAGCCAGGAAGAUAGAGGUGACUGAAGGCUUGGUGUCGGUGCCUGGUUGGUACCUGACCACAUCUAAAUGCUAAAGCUUGGAUCCACUGAGGCUGACUGGAUCUGCAGUCCACGCACUCUCUAUGCAGCAUCAUGCUGUAGUUCAUCCUUCCUAUGUGUAUAGUAGAUGCACAUUCACUAAUUUAACUGGCAUAAACUCUGCAAGCAAAUAUUUGUAAGUAGGAACUAGAAAUUUCUCAUCUAUUUAGAACAGGGAAUUGUUUCAGAAACUGUUUUGAAAAGUUUUCUUUUUCCUUUCAAGGAAACUGGAUAAUCCUAUUGAGAUGCAAAGGAGAAAAUGAGUAUUAAAUG
Apus apus (common swift) is the source of this 758-nucleotide messenger RNA. RefSeq names its product chromosome 8 C17orf50 homolog (gene PGBDF). The record is from RefSeq and is a predicted model, not a curated record. Bases 1 to 432 code for a protein of 143 amino acids. Lineage: Eukaryota; Metazoa; Chordata; Aves; Apodiformes; Apodidae. The transcript is spliced from 2 exons.